Manihot esculenta (cassava) is the source of this 1712-nucleotide messenger RNA. Its product is annotated as alkane hydroxylase MAH1. Lineage: Eukaryota; Viridiplantae; Streptophyta; Magnoliopsida; Malpighiales; Euphorbiaceae. Bases 43 to 1599 code for a protein of 518 amino acids. The record is from RefSeq and is a predicted model, not a curated record. The transcript has a single exon. Gene Ontology annotation, molecular function: iron ion binding; monooxygenase activity; heme binding.
UGCAGAGUUGCUUGUCCAAAAUCAGAAGUUGCUCAAAAUUCAAUGGCUAUCAUAUUCGGGACUCCAGAUAUAGUAGCUGCCUUUUUAUCUUUUCUUUUUCUUUUUCUUCUUCUAUGGCCUUGGUGGUGUAGUAGAAUCACAAACUCCAUACUCAUCGACUGGCCUGUUUUUGGGAUGAUUCCAGAGCUUCUUUACAAUCUCUCUCGUGUCCAUGAUUUUGCCACUUUUCUUCUUCAACAAAGCAGAGGCACAUUUUUUUUCAAAGGACCAUGGUUUAGUGGUAUGGAUUUUUUGUUGGUUGGCGAUCCCAUGAACGUCCAUCACAUUCUAAGCAAGAACUUCGCAAACUAUCCCAAAGGUCCUGAGUUCAAGCAGAUUUUUGAACCUCUGGGAGAUGGAAUUUUCAAUUCUGAUUUUGAUAAUUGGAGCAUUCAAAGGCGGAUAUUUCAUUGCUUAUUACUCAAGAACGACAAGUUUGAGUUGGCUGUAGAGAUUACUUUGAAGCAAAAGAUCUUACAAAGCUUACUUCCAAUUAUGGAAAAUGUUUCACAAGUAGAUAUACAAGAUGUGUUUCAACGAUUCACAUUUGAUAAUAUAUGCCAGUUAGUUUUAGGCUUUGAUCCAAAUUCCCUUUCUAUUGAAUUCCCUCAAAUUCCUUAUCAGCAAGCUUUUGAUGACAUGGGGGAGACUUUCAUUUACCGGCAUGCAGUGCCUGGAAGCAUUUGGAAGAUGCAAAAGUGGCUUCAGAUAGGGAAAGAGAAAAAGUUCAAGCAAGCUUGGAAGAUCUUUGAUGAAUUUUUGGAGCAAUGUCUUACAAGAAAGCGAGAGCAAUUAAGCCAAAACUGUAGAGAUCAAAUAGAAGGAGAGGGUUUCGACUUGUUAACGUACUUUUUGGCAGAAGAUGAUGAUUUUGAAGCAACUGCAGCAAAAAUUGGCAUUCAGACAAAAUCAAAUAAGUUUCUAAGAGAUAUGGCGUUUAAUCUCUUUCUAGCUGGAAGAGAUACCAUAGGUGCUAGUCUUAUUUGGCUCUUUUGGCUUGUUGGAACACACCCAUCUGUAGAAAAAAAGAUUUUGGAAGAGAUCAAAGAAAAUCUAGGAGAAAAAACUAAUGAAAAACGCAGGGUUUUCAGUACUGAAGAGGUAAGAAAACUAGUUUAUCUUCAUGCAGUGAUAUGUGAGGUUUUAAGGCUGUAUCCAUCAGUACCUUUUGAGCACAAAGUGUCAAUCGAAGAAGACAUAUUGCCUAGCGGGCAUAAUGUGCCUAAAAACAUGAGGAUUUUAUUCUCCUUCUAUUCGAUGGGAAGGAUGGAAGAAAUAUGGGGUAAAGAUUGCUUAGAGUUCAAACCAGAGAGGUGGAUUUCAGAGAGAGGAAGAAUCAAACAUGUGCCAUCUUACAAGUUCGUAGCAUUCAAUGCAGGACCCAGGAGUUGUCUAGGUAAGGAAUUGGCCUUUAUACAAAUGAAAACUAUAGUUUCUUUUGUUAUAUGGAAUUAUUCUCUCCAAGUGGUUGAAAACCAAUCUGUUAGUCCAAGUGUUUCUUUAUUACUUUAUAUGAAAAAGGGUUUGAAGGUUAGGGUUUUUAAAAGAUUUGGUCCUUGAAAAGGUUACUCCAUCUAAUGGAAAACCAUCUAUGUAUCCGUUGAGUAAAUCUAGAACUCUUAAUUGUAUUUUUCUAGUUAAUUUAAAUAAAAGUUGCAUUUAAAAUUAUUGUA